CCUUCCGCCGCUGGCCCAGCCGACGCGCGCCUCCCAAAGCUGCUGCUCCUCCGGGACCGGGAGCAAUGCGAGGCUCCCGCGCGGCCCCGUGUGGGGCCGCUCCGGCGGCGUCCUUCGCCCGGAGCUCCAACUCCGGCUUCCACGCCAUGAUCUGGCCGGCGACGGCAAAUAAUCCGAAUCGGAUCAUCCUCCCUUCCGUCCGAGCAGCUCACCGGCGGCCGUACCGCGCCGGAGGCAGGGCUACGGCAGGGGUUUGCUGCGCGAGCCAGACGGUCGAGCUGCUGCCGGCCCUGUGCCCCGAGAUCGUCGUCCGGGACGCGCGGCUCGAGGACUGCUGGGAGGUGGCCGACACCCACUGCGGCUCGUUCUUUCCCGGCUACAAGUUCCCACUGGACCUUGUCCUGCGGAUCGACCGUUACAUUGCGCUGCUAUCUGGGUUCACAGUCCCGCCUGGGUGCAUGAGGACUUGCCUUGUCGCGGUCAAUUCUAAUUCUGUAGAUAAUAGUUUCGACAUCGAGUGUGGAGAUCCUAGGGAUGCCGGCUUUCAGAAGUACAGCCUCAGUAGAGGCUCCAUAGCUGGCAUCCUUACAAUUGAUACGGUUGCGGACUAUCUUCCGAGAAGGGGAUCCCUGAAGCAGAGAAGAACAGGUAUUGCAUAUAUAGCAAACGUCGCUGUGCGAGAGGAGGAACGGCGUAAAGGAAUCGCUAAAAUGUUGGUCCAAGAAGCAGAGGCACGAGCGAGGAGUUGGGGAUGCCGGUCCAUGGCACUGCAUUGCGAUGUAAACAACACCGCCGCCCUACGCCUGUACGAAAACCAAGGCUUCAAACGCAUCCGUGUACCAGAAGGGGCUAGAUGGCCCGAACCCAAGAUAGCUAAAGGAGUGCAAUACAGCUUCAUGAUGAAGCUAGUGCCCAAGAUUUGAGCUGUAUAAAUUCCAACCAGGAAAAGAAAAGAAAAAGGUUUAGGUUUGUAGAUUCUGCACAGAUGACAGAUGCACCAUUCACAUGUACAGCAGUUGGUAUAUAGUUGAGGCUACUCUGUAAAUGGUAUAUAUCAUCUACGUAUUGUUUGAAAGUGGUGGGUGUGUUAGUAGGGGUGUCCAAACCAGUUUGGCCCAAACUGGCUGGAGUAUGAACUAAAACAUGUUCUGCUUCUGCUCAUGAUUAGUAAGAGGGAUUGGAUGGCCAUAUCAAUUUGGGCAUUGUGCUUU
This is a messenger RNA of Setaria italica (foxtail millet), 1211 nucleotides long. RefSeq lists its product as uncharacterized. Gene Ontology annotation, biological process: N-terminal protein amino acid acetylation. Gene Ontology annotation, molecular function: N-acetyltransferase activity. The transcript is spliced from 4 exons. Lineage: Eukaryota; Viridiplantae; Streptophyta; Magnoliopsida; Poales; Poaceae. Bases 66 to 923 code for a protein of 285 amino acids. Gene Ontology annotation, cellular component: chloroplast. The record is from RefSeq and is a predicted model, not a curated record.